UAUUGAAUGCAUUGAAAACACAAUACAAAACCAAUCCAUUCAUGAAAACUUAAAAUCAAAUUUCAUUUAAUUAUUACUACAAAUCGGUCGACAAAUAGUGCCACAACUUAACGUGACAAUGUCUUCAUCUGCGGGCAGUGGUGGUAUGGGAUGGGGAGGGACUCCUCAAUACCACGAGAGCGCCGCCGAAAUGGACCGAAUCCAGAGGCGACACGCGAUUAGGAGGCGCUUGAAGACCGAGUACAACCGUUUGAAUUACAAUCCGUACAAAUGUGCCGCUCAUGUCGAGAUCUUGGACCCAUCGGUGCAGCGGUUUAUGGCGAUGAGGGCGUCGAUGUAUCAGUACUGGAAGCCCUCGUGGGGUAGUUUCGCAGCCUUCAUGGGAACCGCCAUUUUGCCCAUUUGGGGCUUCGGAGAGAAUUCGAUAAGAAGUGCAGAACUGGAGAAAUACCGGUCGAGAAAAGGCAUUCUCGUGUUUGUUAGCCACAGACAGUCGGGUGUUGUCGCACACCUGUCCCCUCCUAUGCGUUUAGAGUGGUUUUAAUUAGAAUUUCAAUUACGG
Oppiella nova is the source of this 562-nucleotide messenger RNA. Lineage: Eukaryota; Metazoa; Arthropoda; Arachnida; Sarcoptiformes; Oppiidae. The record is from the annotation of a GenBank genome assembly.